This is a messenger RNA of Acyrthosiphon pisum (pea aphid), 1588 nucleotides long. RefSeq names its product dnaJ homolog subfamily C member 9. Gene Ontology annotation, molecular function: heat shock protein binding. Bases 270 to 1043 code for a protein of 257 amino acids. Gene Ontology annotation, cellular component: cytoplasm; nucleus. NCBI's taxonomy places the organism in Eukaryota, Metazoa, Arthropoda, Insecta, Hemiptera, Aphididae. The transcript is spliced from 5 exons. The record is from RefSeq and is a predicted model, not a curated record.
AAUUUGAGUAAUAAGUAAUAGUCAUUCAUCAUCCUACUCGGCAACUCAUCAGGCUUCAACGUUUCGUAUUUCGUUGUUUACUUAUUUACUUUUGAAUUAACGUUAAGUUGAAAUUUCAAAUUUUUUGAUUUAUAUCUUUACGUUUGUCAAUUCGAUCAUUUUAUUAUUGUUUUAGUGGAUAUACACGCGUUCGAUACAAGUUAGUUACCUAUCAAUAUCGCUUGAUAUUCUAUAAUUUAUAGUUUUUUAAUUGUAUUCACGAUUUCAACAUGACCACGUUAUUAGAACUUUGCCGUAAAUAUUUCAACACUGACAAUCUAUACGAAGUGUUGAAUACGAGAAAGGAUGCUACAGAUAAAGAAGUUCGUAAAGCGUAUUAUGUUUUGUCAAUGAAAUACCAUCCUGACAAAGUAACUGAAAACGAAAAAACUGAAGCUACUGAAAAAUUUAAAGUUAUCAGUCGAAUUCAUGCACUGCUAAAUGAUGCUGACAAGAGAAAGCUUUAUGAUGAUGCUGGAUGUGUUGGUGAUGAUAUUGACCCCAACUCUGCUACAGAAGAUUUCCCUUGGGAAACCUAUUGGAGUUCAAUUUUUAGAAAAAUUACUGACAACGAAAUCAGAGAUUAUGAAUUAAAGUAUAAAGGUUCUGAUGAUGAAAAAAGAGAUCUUAAAAAAGGAUAUUUAGCAGGGAAAGGAGAUAUGGAAUUUAUUAUAAACAUGGUUCCAUUUAGUUCUGUGUAUGAGGAAGAUCGUCUUCGUGAGGUUUUAGGGAAAAUCAUUGAAGAGGAAGAUUUACCAAGAUUUAAAGCAUUUAGCAAUGAACCUCCUUCAAAAAAAAGAAAAAGAUUAGCAAAAGCUAAAAGAGAAGAAGCUCAGUGCACAAUAGAAGUACAAAAUAAGGAAAAAAAUAAUUCUAAUGAUUUAAUGUUAGCUAUUAAAAAGCGAUCAGCUGAACGUGAACAACAAAUGGAUAAUUUUUUUGCUAGAAUGGAGGCUAAAUAUUGCACACCCAAAAAAACCAAAAAAAAUUCUAAAAAGACUUAAUAUUAUUAAAAAUUAUCUAAUUGAUUAUUUUCUGUAUAAAAAUGUGUACAUAUUUUAUCAUAAAAUAUUUUAUGAACAGUGUUCUUUUCUAUAUAAGACCUAUUAAGGAAUUGUAUAUAAAUAAUUAAAUAAUAAUCGUGUAAAUUCUAAAAAGCAGACUUCAAAAAAUUGUAAAUUCAAUGUUACAUAUUUUGUAAUACUAAUAUAUUUUUUUAACGAUUAUAUUAUAUCUAUUUAAAAAUAAGCAAUGCACCAAAAAAUGUAUACAUUUUCUUUUCUUACAGAUGUUAAAAUUCAAACCAGAUUGUUUUUUAUUUUAAGCAUGGAAACAUGUCUUUGAUUAAGAUAAUGUUUUAAAUGGGCCAGGCCAAAACAGUAGUAACAAUAUUAUAUGAUAUACAAUAUAACAACUCUCUCUUUACCAUUGCUAAUAAUAAUAAUACAUGAUAAAUGGUAAUAAUAAAUAAAAUGUUAUAUAGUUGUAUAGUCACUGGAACCUAGAAUCUUAUAUUGGGAGAUAAAUAAAAACCAUUUAAUAAAUUUAC